AAAAAGCUUCCUGGUUUUGUUGGCUAUGGUGGAGCUCUAGCUUGUAAGAAAGAUAUCCUUCUUGGUCUACAAUUGGCAGCAAUCCAAUGCCGAUCUGUUCUUAUUUUCAAUCGAGGGAGAUUCCACCAUCUUAACAUCAUUCUCCGAUUCCGAUUCCGAUUCCGAUUCCCAGAAUCACAAAUUCCAUCUACUACUAAUCCGUUCUUCCUCAAUGGGUUUGCGUUCAAAUCCUAUUCGGAAGCUCUCUUUCUCUCCUUUUCUCCUCCUUCUUCUUCUCGUUUCUCUGUUUGCCUCCGUUCAGGGUUUUUCUGCGGAAUUUGAGAAAGUGGAGUUGGAUGGACCUAAAGAUCUCGGUCGACGGAGUAAGAUUUCCUUGAGCAACGCCGAUACGGUUGCUGCAAAUAAGGAUGGUGUGGACUCAAAAGAUCUUAAUCUUGACCUGGACUCCAUUGGCCUCGGAGUCUUCGACGCGUUCUUUGCAAGUUUGUCCAUGAUAAUUGUCAGUGAGAUUGGAGACGAGACGUUUAUAAUAGCUGCACUUAUGGCUAUGCGCCACCCCAAGUCCAUUGUUUUAUCUGGUGCGCUCACUGCUCUGAUUGUAAUGACAGUACUAUCAACUGGUUUAGGUAGGAUCGUGCCAAAUUUGAUAUCGAGGAAACAUACCAAUAAUGCUGCUACAGUUCUGUAUGCAUUUUUUGGAUUGCGGUUACUUUACAUUGCUUGGAGAUCCAAAUCGGAUUCAAAAUCUUCCACGAAAAAGGAAAUGGAAGAAGUAGAGGAGAAGCUUGAAUCUGGACAAUCCAAGACGUCCUUCCGCCGCUUCUUUCUGCGAUUUUGUACUCCCAUAUUCUUGGAGUCGUUUAUUUUGACGUUUCUUGCCGAGUGGGGGGAUCGAAGUCAGAUAGCAACAAUCGCUCUAGCAACACACAAAAAUGCUCUUGGAGUGGCUGUGGGAGCCAUAUUGGGGCAUUCAAUUUGUACAUCAAUGGCUGUGAUUGGUGGAAGCUUGUUGGCAUCAAAGAUAUCUCAAGGCACUGUUGCAACAGUUGGAGGCUUGCUCUUCCUUGGCUUCUCCUUUUCUUCCUAUUUCUUCCCCCCUCUAUAACUGUUCAAAUCAUGUCGCUACCACUCUUCAAAUGAUGAUUCGGCCAAUACCCUUCAUGCCAAGAUGGUAAAAAAUGGUUCUAUUUUGUAUUUAGGAAAGUUCGUUAUGAGUUCCUAUGUGAAAUCUGAGAAAUUAGACGAUGCACAGAAAGUGUUCGACGAAAUGCCCCAUAGAGAUGUACUUUCAUGGACGGUACUUAUAUCGGGUUUUGCUAGAGUAAAUUGUUCUGAAAUGGCAUUGCAACUGUUUAGAGAAAUGCUGGUUGAUGGGGUUUGUCCAAAUCAUUUUACUUUGUCUUGUGUUCUUAAACUUUGUUCUAGAGUUGGUGAUUUGCAAAUGGGAAAGGGGAUUCAUGGAUGGAUUCUUAGAAGUGGGGUUAAUUUAGAUGUUGUCUUGGAGAAUUCUAUGCUUGAUUUGUAUGCAAAGUUUGAUGCAUUUGAUUAUACCAAACAAUUGUUUGAUUCAAUGAAAGAAAAGAGUACUGCUACUUACAAUAUCAUGCUUGGUGUGUAUGUCCGUAGUUGUGAUGUUAACAAAUCUCUUGAUUUAUUCAGAAACUUGCCUUGCAGAGAUACGGCGAGUUGGAAUACGAUUAUAUGUGGGCUAAUGCAAGGUGGGUAUCUGAAUACAGCUAUGGAGCUACUUUAUGAGAUGGUGAAGAACGAACCCGAGUUUAACGAAGUUACUUCUUCCAUAGCUUUAAGUGUGGUUUCUUCUUUACUGAUUAUUGAGCUAGGUAGACAAGUACAUGGCCGAAUUUUCAGGUUCGGGCUUCAUAGUGAUGGAUUUGUAAAUAGUUCAUUGAUAAAUAUGUAUGUUAAGUGUGGAAAUUUGGAAAAAGCAUCGGUUAUAUACAGUCAAAUGCCUUCAAAUUUUGGGAAGAGACAAGAUUCGAACAUUGUAUGUAGCAACACGAUGACAGAAAUUGUUUCGCGGAGCUCAAUAGUGUCUGGAUAUGUUCAAAAUGGCAAGUAUGAAGAUUCCUUCAAAACUUUUGUUUCUAUGGUCCGUGAACGAGCUGUGAUGGACAGAUUUACCAUUGCAAGCAUCAUAUCGGCGUGUUCUAAUGCUGGCGUUUUAGAGCUUGGACGUCAAAUCCAUGCUUAUAUUCAGAAAACUGGGGAACAGCUUGAUGCUCACCUAGCUUCCUCCUUGAUUGACAUGUACGCUAAAGGUGGGAGUUUGGAUUGUGCCUAUCAAAUUUUUGAGCAAACGUCUUACUUAAAUGUUGUGACAUGGACUUCCAUGAUUACUGGAUGUGCUUUGCACGGUCAAGGUAAGGAAGCCAUUCGACUGUUUGAACAGAUGAGAUAUGAGGGAAUCAUACCAAAUGAGGUUACUUUUAUAGGAGUUUUAACAGCUUGCAGUCAUGCAGGGCUGCUCGAUGAAGGCCGUCUAUAUUUUAACAUGAUGAAAGAUGUUUAUGCAAUUGAGCCGAAGGUUGAGCAUUUCACUUGUAUGGUAGAUCUUUACGGUCGAGCUGGAUGCUUGAACGAAGUCAAAGAGUUCAUCUACCAGAAUGAUUUAUCACACCAUAGUGCAGUUUGGAAGGCAUUUCUAUCGUCUUGUCGGCUUUACAAGGACAUCGAAAUGGGAAAUUGGGUUUCUGAGAAGUUGUUUAAACUCGAACCACGAGAUGAAGGGCCUUAUGUUUUACUAUCAAACAUGUGCUCCAGCAAUCAAAAGUGGGAAGAAGCUUCCAAAACAAGAAGAUCUAUGCAACACAGAGGGAUUAGCAAAACACCUGGCCAAUCUUGGAUUCAUGUGAAAAACCAAGUCCAUUCUUUCGUUGCGGGAGAUCGAUCACACCGUCAACAUGCUCAGAUAUAUGCAUAUCUGAACAAACUCAUUGGAAGAUUGAAGGAAAUUGGGUACUCGUGCGAUGUAAAAUUGGUGAUGCAGGAUGUUGAAGAAGAACAGGGUGAAGUGCUUCUUGGUUGGCAUAGUGAAAAGCUUGCAGUUGCUUAUGGCAUUAUCAAUUUGGCUUCUGGCAUUCCAAUCCGCAUCAUGAAGAACCUUCGGAAUCCUGUAGCAUUGUUGGUGGAAACAAGGCAAAUAUCCAUUAGAAGAAGCCGAAAUCUUAACAUUUUGCUUCUUGGCUUGCAAAAGCUUACCUGGUGGAAUGAUUCAGAACUUUCACCACUCUAUUUUCCAUUAAUAAAAGAUAGCGAAUUGGCGAUGCGCAAUGGCUCAGUCUUACAAACCACCUCAACAGAGAUUUAAAAACACGACACGUUUAAUGGAGACGGAUUGUUUACACCUUCAAAUGUUGUCACGCAUGUGCAGCCACUGAAGCUAUAGUUUGUGAGAAACAAAUAGAACAUGAGAACACAACAGUUUCAAAAGGGAAAUCAAUAUGCAAUGACA
Cucurbita pepo subsp. pepo (vegetable marrow) is the source of this 3472-nucleotide messenger RNA. The record is from RefSeq and is a predicted model, not a curated record. NCBI's taxonomy places the organism in Eukaryota, Viridiplantae, Streptophyta, Magnoliopsida, Cucurbitales, Cucurbitaceae.